UUUUUUAACAUAUUUGUCUAACCUUCCAACUUGUUAGUAUAAACGUGGAGGUCACAUGCGUCGUGGUGUAGCUUCACAAAGAAGACCAGGCUCUUCCCCUUCCUCGUCCUCGUCCUCGUCCCCGUUCCUUUCCUCUUCCCCCGCCCUUUCAUCUAACUCUCAACCAGUACAUGCUGAUGGACACAUUGGCCCUUCCUCCGACCCUCAAAUGCGAACUGAAUUUACUUCAGUUCCAUCGCCUUCGGUUCCACCUUCUUCUUCAAUGCAACACUCGAAUGAUGAAGAAGAUAGUCAAUUCAUGAUAUCCUCAUUUGGAGAUUCAUUCACUGAUGCUACGUAUGUUGUGAGGAAACUUAAUAAAAUAAUCAAUAACUGUUGGAUGGGGCAGUAUAGUAGUUGGACCACCGCUCCAAAAGAAGUAAAGGAAUUGUGGUGGAAUGAGUUCAAGCGGAAGUUCCGGUGGGAUGAAGCGGAAGAGAAAGAAGUUAGAAGAAUUUUUAAGAAGAAAGCCGGUGAUCACAUGCGAAAUGUGAUGAAUAGAGCAAAGAGAAGUCAAGAAAAGCCGGAUUUUAUUACAGCUGAUAAUUGGGCGAAAAUUAAGAGAACUUGGGACACCGAAAAGCAUAAGCAAAUCAGUGAAAUAAAUAAGAAGAAUCGAGCUUCUAGUUCUAGUAAAGGGUCUGCCACAUAUGCUGGGGGCUCUAUCAACAUCGGGGAGCAUAGAAAAAGAAUUGUAAGUCUAUUAAACAUGUUGUAAGUU
Syzygium oleosum is the source of this 760-nucleotide messenger RNA. RefSeq lists its product as uncharacterized. The record is from RefSeq and is a predicted model, not a curated record. The coding region runs from base 56 to 757 and encodes 233 amino acids. The transcript is spliced from 3 exons. Lineage: Eukaryota; Viridiplantae; Streptophyta; Magnoliopsida; Myrtales; Myrtaceae.